Molecule: messenger RNA, 1966 nt
Organism: Cyprinus carpio (common carp)
Lineage: Eukaryota; Metazoa; Chordata; Actinopteri; Cypriniformes; Cyprinidae
Product: 14-3-3 protein epsilon-like
Exons: 6
Coding region: 190-957 (255 amino acids)
Biological process (GO): signal transduction
Cellular component (GO): cytoplasm
Source: RefSeq, a predicted model, not a curated record
CAGCAUUCGUGUGGCGAGAGAGGGAGUGUGUGGAGAUGCUCUGUGUGAAAGUUCCCGGAUGAAGGUGUAACGCCAUCUUUACUCCACCAUUCAAGUCGCAGCUGUUGCUCGCGUAGGCCUGCCGGUGAACUCACACUUCUCCUUUACUCCCAAUCUCUCGCAAAACACGCUCGCCGCGCGCUGUCCAACAUGGCUGACCGGGAGGAUUUGGUGUACCAAGCCAAACUCGCCGAGCAGGCGGAGAGAUACGAUGAAAUGGUCGACUCCAUGAAGAAUGUGGCUGGGAUGGAUGUCGAGCUAACAGUUGAAGAGAGAAACCUGCUCUCGGUGGCUUACAAGAACGUCAUUGGGGCGAGAAGAGCGUCCUGGAGGAUAAUCAGUAGUAUCGAGCAGAAAGAAGAGAAUAAAGGUGGAGAGGACAAAUUGAAAAUGAUUCGGGAAUAUAGACAAACGGUUGAGAAUGAAUUGAAAUCAAUCUGCAAUGACAUCCUUGAUGUAUUGGACAAGCACCUAAUCCCAGCUGCAAAUUCAGGAGAGUCCAAGGUCUUCUACUACAAAAUGAAGGGUGAUUACCACAGGUAUCUCGCUGAGUUUGCCACAGGAAACGACAGGAAGGAGGCUGCAGAAAACAGUUUGGUCGCUUACAAAGCUGCUAGUGAUAUUGCAAUGACAGACCUUCAGCCUACACACCCUAUUCGCUUGGGUCUGGCUCUUAACUUCUCCGUAUUCUACUAUGAAAUCCUCAACUCUCCCGACCGUGCAUGCAGGUUGGCAAAGGCGGCAUUUGACGAUGCUAUUGCUGAACUGGACACAUUGAGUGAAGAAAGCUACAAGGACUCGACACUCAUCAUGCAGUUGUUACGUGAUAACCUGACACUAUGGACUUCAGAUAUGCAGGGAGACGGUGAGGAACAGAAUAAAGAGGCGCUGCAAGAUGUGGAGGACGAAACCCAAUGAGACAACACAGCCAAUAUGAGACUCCACCCCACUCCCCCUCCCCUUCCCCAGACCCCACUCACAAAGGGAGCCCACCAAGCCCAACCUUAUGAGUGGCACUCAACAGCUUGAUGCCUCCAGUUUUCUCUCCCUUUGUUUGAUUUUUAAUAUUAUUCUGUUUUAUUAGCCCUUAAAUUGAAAUAAAAUAUACCACUCAUGAAACAAACUUCAAUUAUGAUUUUUGAAUGGUCAGAACGUAAAGAUGUCUUGGAGGUUUUUUUUUUUUUUUUUUGUCCUGGUACAUUUUUCCUUUUUUUUUUUUAUGUUCACUUGCUUUAUUUCUCAACAUUUGUAUCAGUUGCUGGAUAUAUUUUGAGUUUUUCUUAAUGUAAUUACAGAAAUUAACUUUUAUUACUAUUACUGGUAUGUCUACUAUUAGUGGUUUGAGUUGUAAUAUUUCUGUGUUAGUGCAAUUAUAAAAUGCAGUUAAAGAAAACAAUUAAACAUUUAAAAGGGCAAGUCUAAACAAAGUGCUCUUUUGGUUAAUUUAGUUUUUCAGAGAAAGUUGAAGCAAAUUUCUUGAUAUCCAUGUGGAGCAAAAUGCUUAACAUCACCAAGUAGUAGUUAUGUAGUAACAUUUACCAGUGGUCUGGACUGUAAUUUGUGCUAAAAUACUGUAUUGCUCACAUAGGCUGUUGAUGGUGGGUGGAUUGAUGGCUGCAGCUCUAUAAAACUGAAGGAGCCUUGUUGCUUUUAGAACUAAGACAAAUGCAGGUCUCCAUUUGGCUGUCUAGAAAAGAAAAGAAAGCACUAAUAAAGUUGAUUUUAAGCCUGCAUGAGUACAUGAAAUAGUCUAUUUUUCUUCUCUCCCCCCUGAAUCUACAUAAUGCAUAUAAUUUCUUCUGUACUUUGUUAACUUGAAACUAGUUUGUACUACUGGAUAUCUGACUGGAACCACAAACCUAGAAUCUGUAUUACAACGAAACAGCAUGGAAUUAACAAAUAAAACUGCCUCAAGUAAAAUAUUUAA